Molecule: messenger RNA, 4155 nt
Organism: Drosophila sulfurigaster albostrigata
Lineage: Eukaryota; Metazoa; Arthropoda; Insecta; Diptera; Drosophilidae
Product: fibroblast growth factor receptor homolog 1
Exons: 2
Coding region: 1175-3370 (731 amino acids)
Biological process (GO): positive regulation of kinase activity; fibroblast growth factor receptor signaling pathway; multicellular organism development
Cellular component (GO): signaling receptor complex; membrane
Molecular function (GO): fibroblast growth factor receptor activity; ATP binding
Source: RefSeq, a predicted model, not a curated record
GCGAUCCGACGACAGACCCCAUCGAACCGAACCGAACUCAACUGAAUUCGUAUUUCGUAUGAAAGCAAUCGCGUCUACGCGUUAGUUUUGCUGUCUCUGGCUCGCUCUAAAACAACAACUGCGUACUAUACUUAUAUAGUAUAGUACACAUUAAAAAAUACAUAAAAUAAUUAUAACAGUGAAAUGAACGAGAAACAAUUAUUAUUACUAAAUACACGUUCGCAAUAAACAUUUUGAUUGAAUUACUAUUCGUGUGCUGCCUUUCUGUAUUCAGAGUGCAGUGCAGUGUGUGUUUGAACAGAGUCAAGUGUGCAGUUAGUUUUCUCGAGUGCCGCGGAAAUAUUUCUGGAAUUUUAAGUGGACCGCUAAAAGUGCUGAAUAAAUAACACAAAACUAAAGUGUAUAACAACAGAAAAUCAGAACAAAACAAAAGGAAAAUACUUUUAAGUAAAACGUGACACAAAUUUUGGAUACGAGAUUUAGCAAUCGCUGAGGUGCUGCAGUCAAUCAGGCAGCUGCCAUAUAAGGUGCAUAACAUAUAUGAUCUAUGAAAAUGCGCCACACCCACGAUCAACAACAGGAGACGAAGACAUCAUCAUAAGAUCGCUGGGAGUGACAUGUGAUGCAAACAUGGCUGCCAUAAAUCCAUCAACGCACUGAAUAAAUCACAUGCCGCAGGCGACAAUAAUUAAGGGCCCAUGAGUGCAUAAUAUUUUUUCGGGAAGUGUAUUUCCGUUACCCAUAAGUAAGCAAGGUGAUCAUCAGCAUUCGAUCAAAAGGCGCCGCACAAACACACACACACAGAGAGAGAUAGAAGCGGCAACUGUUGUUAUAUCCAUCUAUAAAUUUGAAACAAAAAAAGCAGACUAGAAGAGAUCACUGAUCUGCGAGGGAGUCUAGCGUACGCUCUCGCUCAGCUAAAGUGGAUUUCCGGUGAAUAAAAAACAACAACAACAACAGCAAGGGAGAGCAACAACACAUGCAACACAGAAGAGACACAAAGUUGUUGCAGUUGCAGUUGCAUUGAAGUGGAUGCGACAACCCCACCGAAGAGAUACAAACACACACACACACAUACAGGAACCGGAGACCCGAGUGCCACUUAGGGACAAAGUUACAAAAAUAAACAUAUAUCAAGCCAAACAUCGAAGUGAACGAGAGAAAGGAAAGGAAAAUGCGUGGCGGCAGCAACAGUUGGUGCUGCAACGUUGCCAGCAUCAUGACACGCUGCCUCUUGUUGUUGCUGAUCUUGCAAUUCCAUGUCCUGACAACGCUCGCAAGACGAACGCCAACCGCCGUCGCCACAUCAUCAUCACAGGAGAUGAGCCGGGAUUACGAUGGCAUUGCGCCGUCGCCGUCAUUGCCGAAUACCACACAAAGUGUCAACAACAUUAACAACGCUGAUGAGGAUGCCAUCGAUGGCGAUGAUGAUGACAAGUUGAGUGGUGCCCCAAGUGGUGGCAGCGGCAAUGAGAAUGCCAAACAGUUUGCGCCCCGCUUCAAGAAUCCCAAAAAACUAAGAACACUCUACACCCUACCAUCGGGUGCAACGCUAUCACUAAAUUGUCUGGCACCCGGCAAUCCAGAACCAAACAUCACCUGGUAUCGUCAGCACAGCGCCAACUGGUCACGCACCUAUGGCAUCUAUCGCAAAACUCGCUGGGGCAUCACGAUGGAAGACCUCGUGCCAGAGGAUUCGAGUCAAUAUACGUGCAAGGUGUGCAAUCCGCUGGGCUGCGUCAGUCAUGUGAUGAACGUGAUGGUCAGUGAUCGUGUCAACCAUAAACCCAUUCUCCUCAAAGGUCCCGCCAAUCUGACGCUGAUGAUCAACGAAAGCGGUCAAAUGGAGUGCAAAUAUCUUUCGGAUUUGACCAGCAAAAAGGCGUGGAUCUUUGUGCCCUGCAACAACACCAACGAUUGCAGCAUGAAUCGCACAGUUAUUGCCUCCGAUGUGGAUAUACUGUACUUCAAGAAUGUCACGCUGGAGCAGGAAGGUUGGUACACGUGCACUGAGAGCAAUAGCCUGGGUCAGGCUACCAAUCAGGCGUAUUUGCGCGUGGUGCGCAGUCGUGAGGUCAACAUGGGUAGUGUGAUGCGUAAUAUGCUGACGGUGGGCAUCAUUGUCAUCGUGAUGUUGAUUCUGUUUUGCGUGUUCUUCGUGACGUACGCGGUGCGCAAGAUGAAGCAUGAGAGGUUGCUCAAGCAACGCAUCGAAACCGUGCAUCAGUGGACGAAGAAAGUCAUCAUCUAUAAGCCAUCGAGUGGCGGUGACUCGAGUGGUUCCAUGGACACCAUGAUUAUGCCGGUGGUGCGCAUUGAAAAGCAACGCACCACAGUGUUGCAGAGUGGAAAUGAACCGGUUCCCUUCAAUGAAUAUGAAUUCCCCCUCGAUUCGAAUUGGGAACUAUCUCGCGGUCAACUUGUCCUAGGCGCCACACUGGGUGAAGGUGCUUUUGGUCGUGUCGUGAUGGCUGAGGUGAAUAAUGCUAUUGUGGCAGUGAAGAUGGUCAAAGAGGGACACACGGAUGAUGAUAUUGCCAGCUUGGUGCGUGAAAUGGAAGUGAUGAAGAUCAUUGGACGGCACAUCAACAUUAUCAAUCUGCUCGGCUGCUGCAGUCAAAGUGGACCGCUCUAUGUGAUUGUGGAAUAUGCACCGCAUGGUAAUCUCAAGGAUUUCCUCUACAAGAAUCGUCCGCUGACCAAGGAACAGCUCGAGGGUUCCCACUCCCCGCCCCUGGCACCACCACAGCACAUCAUUACCGAGAAGGAUCUGAUCAAGUUUGCCCAUCAAAUUGCCCGUGGCAUGGACUAUUUGGCCUCAAGGCGUUGCAUUCAUCGUGAUUUGGCAGCACGCAAUGUUUUGGUUAGCGAUGAUUAUGUGCUGAAGAUAGCGGACUUUGGUCUGGCUCGGGAUAUUCAGAGCACAGAUUACUAUCGUAAGAAUACGAACGGGCGACUGCCCAUCAAAUGGAUGGCGCCCGAAUCGCUGCAGGAGAAAUUCUACGAUUCACAGAGUGAUGUCUGGUCCUAUGGCAUAUUGUUGUGGGAGAUUAUGACGUUUGGGGGCCAACCCUAUCCGGCUAUUAUGUCCGCCGAGGAGCUAUACAGCUAUCUGAUGUCCGGUCAGCGCAUGGAGAAGCCAGCGAAGUGCUCGAUGAACAUUUACAUUCUGAUGCGACAGUGUUGGCAUUUCGAUGCCAGCGCUCGGCCGCCGUUCACGGAGAUUGUCGAGUACAUGGACAAGUUGCUGCAGGCCAAAGAGGAGUAUCUGGAUGUGGACAUUGCCAAUCUGGAGACACCGCCCUCGACCAGUGACGAGGAGGAGGAAGAGGAUGGCUCCGAUUUGGAGCAAUCGCGCUAUCAUUACUAAAUAAGGCACUUCGAUAUAAACGAUGACCGAUCGCCAAAAAUCAAUUUAUGCUGUACAUACUUGGCUCUCGGGCCAUCAACUAACGAUAAGUCUGUAAAUCGCUUGAAAUUUCAAAAUGCACCAAAGGCAUAUACCAAAUAUUUUUUGAUUAGCUCUAUGAUAAAAUUAUGUUAUAAAUUAUUAUCUUUAAUUACAUUUUACAGUGUGCGUUUUGUGUGCAAAAUAAUGUAAAUUUUCAAUAUAUAAAAAAGAAUUGUCUGCAUUCUCUACAAACUUUAAUACUCGAUGUGCACUUCGUAGAAGAAGAAGUCACGAGACUUUGGCUGCUAGUCCCAAGAUAUCUCAAACAUAUUAGACAAGUGGAAGAAACAGAAUAAAUUAUAUAAGCACAAUAUCAAUUAAAAAAUGCAGCUUAUUGCAUUUAUUACCUUGUUUUAUAUAUUCAAAAUUUACAUUGUAAUUGCAAAUGAGCAAAAUUUAAAUUAUGUUUAAUUGAAAAAAUGAAAUAAUUUAUAGGCUGCAGUUUUAAUGUAUACCUUAUGUUAGUUAUCUAUAUAUAACGGUUGUAUUUGCACAUGUUGUAUUUGUAUUUCGUAUUUGUACUGAUUUACGCAUUAGUAUUUGGAAUUAAGUUAAGAAGAAUAGAACACACAACAGUUUCGAAUAAGUGAAAUACUCUUUAUGUACAUUGUCUAGUAUUUAGCUAUGCAUGCUCUCCGAGUGCCUUAUGGAACAAUAAAUGUUGUACUCAUAGUCUUAACCCAGCUGGCAAGAAAAAACAAAAA